This is a messenger RNA of Corapipo altera (White-ruffed manakin), 1604 nucleotides long. RefSeq names its product loricrin-like. The transcript has a single exon. The coding region runs from base 489 to 1604 and encodes 371 amino acids. The record is from RefSeq and is a predicted model, not a curated record. Lineage: Eukaryota; Metazoa; Chordata; Aves; Passeriformes; Pipridae.
ACGGAAAAUUCUGGAACCCCCACGCACAGAGAUCCCUCCACCAGCCGGUCUUUGAGGGUUCUUUGAGUGAGGGAACCGUGGUGGCUCCAGAAACCCAUCUGAUGUGCCAACAGAACCACCUUCCUUAGAGGGGGGAGUUGCAGCCGAUGCUCGGGGGGCUGAAUUUUCAGCUGCUGGGAGUUUUGGGCAUCCAGAGGGAUCUCCAGCGGGACGAAAUGUUUCAGGUUGCCAGCUCAGAGCGUGUCAGAGCAUGUGUGCACAUGUGUGCUCACGGUCUCCCUUCACAGAGAGUGUUCCUGUAACUGCUGUGCCCUGCAGGGCACUCCCAGGGAGCUCACGAGGGUGAGGGAGGUUAAAGCUCCAGGAAUGGGGCAAAAGGGGCAUCUCCUGGCUCCUCUUCCAUUUUUUUGUCUGCUGUGAAGGCUCAGCUGCCCCUCCAAGGUUCUCCUUUCUGACCACGCUGUUCCUUGCAGGUUCCCAGCUCCGAGAUGUGCUCCAGACAAAGCUCCGGGGGCUGCCACGGGAUGUCCUCCCAGUCCAGCGGGUGCCACAGUGGGGGCUCCUCGUGCCACGGGGGCAGCUCCUCCAGCUUCCAGUCCCAGGGCUCCUCCUGCUGCGGGGGCUCCUCUGGCUAUGGCAUGGGAGGAGGGUACAGUGGUGGGUCCUCAGGAGGCAAGGUCAUCAUUGCAGGAGGAAGCAGUGGAGGGUCCUCUGGAUGCUGCAGUGGAGGAUCCAGCGGUGGCUGCGGGAUGGGGGGAGGAUAUGGUGGUGGAUCUUCAGGAGGCAAGGUCAUACUUGGAGGUGGAGGUUCCAGUGGAGGAUGUUCAGGCUACAGGAUGGGAGGAGGAUAUGGUGGUGGAUCUUCAGGAUCAAAGAGCAUCAUUGUGGGUGGAGGUAGUGGUGGAAGUUCCUCUGGAUGCUGCAGUGGAGGAUCCAGCUAUGGAAUAGGAGGAGGAUACGGUGGUGGUUAUGGUGGUGGCUCUUCAGGGUCAAAGACCAUCAUUGUAGGUGGAGGCAGUGGAGGAUGCAGUGGUGGCUAUGGCAUGGGAGGAGGGUAUGGUGGUGGAUAUUCAGGAUCAAAAAGCAUCAUUGGAGGUGGAAUCAGUGGGGGUUCCUCUGGAUGCUGCAGUGGAGGAUCCUCAGGAUAUGGGAUGGGAGGAGGAUACGGUGGUGGUUAUGGUGGUGGAUCUUCAGGAUCAAAGAGCAUCAUUGUAGGUGGAGGUGGUGGAGGUUCCUCUGGGUACUGUGGUGGAGGGUCCAGCUAUGGGAUGGGAGGGGGGUACGGUGGUGGAUCUUCAGGAUCAAAGACCAUCAUUGUGGGAGGAGGCAGUGGAGGUUCCUCUGGAUACUGUGGUGGAGGAUCCAGCUAUGGCAUGGGAGGAGGAUGUGGUGGGGGUUUUUCAGGAGGGAAGAUCAUCGUGGGAGGUGGAGGAUCCUCUGGAUGCUGUGGGGGAGGAUCCGGGGGCGGCUCCUCGGGCCAGACCAUCAUCAUCAGCUCUGGAGGGUCCUCCCAGUCCUCCCAGCAGAAGUGCCCCAUCGCCAUUCCCAGCAUCGUGUCCCACCAGUCCAAGCAGAGCUGCUGCUUCCCCUCCGGCCAGAAGUGA